AUCCAGCGUCCAGUCGGCCCCUUAACCAGCCGCUGGCCAAUCCGGGUGGGCUUAAUCUGGACUCUAUUUCCCAGAAGGCCUCGCGGCUCGAGGCGACGAGCCUGGGCGUUACUGUCUUGGCGGCAGUUGGUGGAGCCGCAGCUGCGAACUUGCGGCUGCGCGUUUACCUGAGUCUGUACUGGAACUCUUCUCAACCCACCAGGCUAACCCCGUACACUGGGGCGCCAAUUCGAGCGCUGCGUGGGAUUUCGUGUCCGCCGAAGUCAGCACGCUUCACCUUGUCUCCUUGCGGCUCAGCAGAAUCCAGUCCGAACUGCCAUCGUCUCGUCGCCAUGGCGCCCACCAUCCAGACCCAGGCCCAGCGGGAGGAUGGCCACAGGCCUAAUUCCCACCGGACUCUGCCUGAGAGGUCUGGAGUGGUCUGCCGAGUCAAGUACUGCAAUAGCCUCCCUGACAUCCCCUUCGACCCCAAGUUCAUCACGUACCCCUUUGACCAGAACAGGUUCGUCCAGUACAAAGCGACUUCCUUGGAAAAACAGCACAAACAUGACCUCCUGACAGAGCCAGACCUGGGGGUUACCAUUGACCUGAUCAACCCUGACACCUACCGCAUUGACCCCAGUGUACUUCUAGAUCCAGCUGAUGAGAAGCUUCUGGAAGAGGAGAUUCAGGCCCCCACUAGCUCCAAGAGGUCGCAGCAGCAUGCGAAGGUGGUACCAUGGAUGCGGAAGACAGAGUACAUUUCCACUGAGUUCAAUCGUUAUGGUAUCUCCAAUGAGAAGCCUGAGGUCAAGAUUGGGGUUUCUGUGAAACAGCAGUUCACUGAGGAAGAAAUAUACAAAGACAGGGAUAGCCAGAUCACAGCCAUUGAGAAGACUUUUGAGGAUGCCCAAAAAUCGAUCUCCCAGCAUUAUAGCAAGCCCCGAGUGACACCGGUGGAGGUCAUGCCUGUCUUUCCAGACUUUAAGAUGUGGAUCAAUCCAUGCGCUCAGGUAAUCUUUGACUCAGACCCAGCCCCCAAGGACACAAGUGGUGCAGCUGCAUUAGAGAUGAUGUCUCAGGCCAUGAUUAGGGGCAUGAUGGAUGAGGAAGGGAACCAGUUUGUUGCCUACUUCCUGCCUGUGGAAGAGACGUUGAAAAAACGAAAACGGGACCAGGAGGAGGAAAUGGACUAUGCCCCAGAUGAUGUGUAUGACUACAAGAUUGCUCGGGAGUAUAACUGGAAUGUGAAGAACAAGGCUAGCAAGGGCUACGAGGAAAACUACUUCUUCAUCUUCCGAGAGGGUGAUGGAGUUUACUACAAUGAGUUGGAGACCAGGGUCCGCCUGAGUAAGCGCCGGGCCAAGGCUGGGGUUCAGUCGGGUACCAAUGCUCUGCUUGUGGUCAAACACCGGGACAUGAAUGAGAAGGAAUUAGAAGCUCAGGAGGCACGGAAAGCCCAGCUGGAGAACCAUGAACCUGAGGAGGAAGAGGAAGAGGAGAUGGAGACAGAAGAGAAAGAAGCUGGGGGCUCAGAUGAGGAGCACGAGAAAGGCAGCAGCAGUGAAAAAGAAGGCAGCGAAGAUGAGCGCUCUGGCAGUGAGAGUGAACGGGAGGAGGGUGACAGGGAUGAGGCGAGUGACAAGAGUGGUAGCGGUGAGGAAGAGAGCAGUGAGGAUGAGGCCCGAGCCGCCCGGGACAAAGAGGAGAUCUUCGGCAGUGAUGCGGAUUCAGAGGAUGCUGACUCUGAUGAUGAGGACAGAGGACGAGCCCAUGGCAGUGACAAUGAUUCAGAGAGCGGCAGUGAUGGGGGUGGCCAGCGGAGCCCGAGCCCCAGCCCCAGCCCCAGCCGCAGCGCCAGUCCCUUCCCCAGUGGCAGUGAGCACUCAGCCCAGGAGGAUGGCAGUGAAGUUGCACCUUCUGAUUCCAGUGAAGCCGACAGUGACAGUGACUGAGUCCCAGGGCCUUCAGGGCUGGCGCAGACAUGAUUAUUAUGCGCAGGAAGGCACUUCCAGUGGUCCAUUUGCGAGCCUUUUACUUUGUUUCCCUGCCUUCCUCCAAACCUUUGCUGUUAAUAAAGCCAGCUUCUAUAUUUCCCUUACCAGGCCCUAUGGUCUCAUUCUGCCUACAUCUCCCCAUUCCCACCCCAUCCCUUCCCGCACCUGCUACCCCAGGCACUUGGUGGCCUCAGCUUAAGGCAUAAGAAGCAAAGUCCACAAAGGCAGGACCAUUAGGUUUUCAAUGAAAUGUAGCAUAACAAAGGUCAGAAUCGGUUUUUUUUUGGUUUUUUUUUUUCCAAAAUAAGCCCAGACCAUUAAACAAGUGAAACUCCAACAAA
Molecule: messenger RNA, 2317 nt
Organism: Hipposideros armiger (great roundleaf bat)
Lineage: Eukaryota; Metazoa; Chordata; Mammalia; Chiroptera; Hipposideridae
Gene: PAF1
Product: PAF1 component of Paf1/RNA polymerase II complex
Exons: 14
Coding region: 333-1934 (533 amino acids)
Biological process (GO): transcription elongation by RNA polymerase II
Cellular component (GO): Cdc73/Paf1 complex
Molecular function (GO): chromatin binding; RNA polymerase II complex binding
Source: RefSeq, a predicted model, not a curated record